Messenger RNA from Malus domestica (apple), 1010 nucleotides. The record is from RefSeq and is a predicted model, not a curated record. Lineage: Eukaryota; Viridiplantae; Streptophyta; Magnoliopsida; Rosales; Rosaceae.
ACCAGUAUUUUGAGAAUCCACCUGAAUACAUCAGGAGUCUGGACUCGUUUAUUCAACAAUAUAAUGAUAGUCUCUAGGACUUACCUUAUGCGUCACACGCAUAGGUGGGAUUUGACUUUGGAAGGCCAACCUCCACAUUCUUUUAUUGUCGUUGUAAAUUUGUUGAAGCGCGUUCUACUUCCCACCUGAACUCCAACCUCACCACCAAACGCCUGAAAUGUGCACAUAUAUAAGUAGAAUAUAUAGCAUGUCUAUGAAACUUAAAACAACCCACAAUCAUGGCUUCUCUCGUUGGAGGUUCCGCUUCUGCGCAACGUGCCGGACCGGACAUGGAAGACGAAGACGAUCUCUUCGAGAUUGAUCUCGAUUCGGUUGACAGCAUUCCUCAAACACAGUACUACUGGAAGAGCUAUUUCACAGAGACCGGAAAUGCAUUGCUUGCCAAUUGCCUACUGCCGGUCACUGACAUCUCCCGUGCCAUCCCCAUGGUUUCGAAGGCACUGUCGUCGUCGGAGCGGACUGGCAAUGUUGUAAUGAUCCCACAGGCCGUGCCCUUGGGGCAGCUUCUAGGGUUGCCAUUCCUGGAGGCUUUUGGGCUUCACCAAAAGGAAAUGAAACAAAUGUGCAAUCCGAUUAGGAAAACUGAAGCUCAUUUGGAUGUGGGGCCUGAGCCACUAGAAGGAAGGUAUCACUUUGUUUAUGGGAGAUGAGUGCUGGUCUCCCAAAAGUCCAACCGAAGAAAAAGGAGAAAAGAUUUACGACUUUUACUUGUAAAUGUCUACUAAUUAAUGAUAUCCUCUCUGUCAACUAAAAGAGGGUGAAAAUACCAAUUAGUCUUCUAUCACAAAAAAAAAUUAAAUUUACGGAUUUUAAUGAGAUUUGCGAUCACGUCACUUGUUCUUUCAGAGUCAACCACUUUUUAGUAGCAUCAUAGGGCAACUGUAUGUACGGAGUGACUUGAUGGUAAUCAAUUAUGCAUUUGAAUUCAAUGGUUGAAGCCUUGAUGUCCA